Messenger RNA from Acyrthosiphon pisum (pea aphid), 708 nucleotides. RefSeq names its product histone-lysine N-methyltransferase set9-like. Gene Ontology annotation, cellular component: nucleus. The transcript has a single exon. Lineage: Eukaryota; Metazoa; Arthropoda; Insecta; Hemiptera; Aphididae. Gene Ontology annotation, molecular function: histone H4K20 methyltransferase activity; protein binding. The record is from RefSeq and is a predicted model, not a curated record. Bases 1 to 708 code for a protein of 235 amino acids.
AUGAACAACCUUAUAAAAGAAUUAUACGGUUCAAUGGCACCUGUCACUGAUGAUUUUUUUUCUGAUGGAAUAAGAGAUAAUUCAGUCGUGAAAUCCUUCCAAACAGGCGAAACAAAACUAUGGCUUGGGCCUGCCGCAUUCUUAAAUCACGACUGCGAAGGAAUUACAGAUAUAAAUUCAUUAGGAAGUACCAGUGCAAUAGUAAAAGCCAAUAAAAAAAUCAAACUCGGAGAAGAAAUAACAGUAUCUUACGGCCCACAUUAUUUCGGAGAAGAUAACAAAGACUGUAUGUGUCAUUCAUGUGAAUAUAAAGGGAUUGGAUAUUUUCAAGUGAAUGAACAAGGUGCCGGUUGCCUAAUGACAAAUCCAGACUCCAGUGAAGAACACUGCCCCGAAGAAGAGACGCCCAGAGACGAUGUUUUUACUUGCAAUAUAUGCGGAAAAAUGUUUUUGUUCAAAUGUUGGUUGUCGAGACACAUUGCUUCCCAUAUGAUCCCCAUUCACACAUGUGAAAAAUGCGAUAAGGUAUUCAACAGGAAAGAUAUCCUUAAGAGGCACAUACGAACUGUUCAUGAUAAAGUGAAGCAUGUCUGUGAUAUAUGUGGUGCUAAAUUUAGCACUACUCAUGCCAAAACUAGACACAUCAAUACAAAUCAUAGCGUAGAAGAUAACACAGUCCAUUUUAGUUUUUAUUCUAAUUUUCAUUAA